AUGUUCAGUCCAUGCAUUUGUGGAAGCUCGCAUCUUGAUCUUCAAACUGAUGAAGAUGAGAUGUAUGUUCUUCUUAGCCCAUCUUCAACCCCCAAGAGGUCAAAGAAGGGCACAUUUUAUAGGGGGAGAGAGAUCAAAAACCCUUAUGCUAAUCGCGGCCUCGACAAGUUCUCUGCACUCUUGGCUGAUCUUCAAAACCUGAAGCAGAAAAUCUACACACAGAUGGGCUCAGAUGACAUCUCCUUCGUCCGCUUCGCCUUCUUGAACUCCAAUGAUGUCAAGCCCAUUAUUGUCAAGUCAAAGAACAAGAAACAAGGUGCAGCAGACAAGGAUGAAGUUGAGCAGAAUGUGGUUCAGUCCACAGGUGAAGCUCAAGAAACUGGUGGUGAAGAGAAAAGGUUGGGCAAGAGUGUUUCUUGGAAGAAGAUGAAUUAUGUCAUGAAGUGGGAAAACUGGAAGAAGCCGAGGUAUUACUUGCCUGUGGCUAUAAUCUUGAUUUUGGCUUUAUUGGCUGUUUAUGGAAGGACGUUUGCAGUUAUGUGUACCUCCAUUGGAUGGUAUGCAAUUCCCACCAUUAGAGAGAGUUCAUCUUCAAGCUUGAGCUCCAGAAAGCAGAAGAGGAAGAGGGAUUUCUCCAGAAAACUGAGCUGCAAAACUGUUGUUAGUACAAAUUCAAGCAAUGGGAGAGGCUUCUGA
Molecule: messenger RNA, 696 nt
Organism: Ipomoea nil (Japanese morning glory)
Lineage: Eukaryota; Viridiplantae; Streptophyta; Magnoliopsida; Solanales; Convolvulaceae
Exons: 1
Coding region: 1-696 (231 amino acids)
Source: RefSeq, a predicted model, not a curated record